CAGCCUCGAGAGCGCGCGCCCUAACGGUUUCUGCGCGGUCAGAGAGGAGCGGGUCUGUUCGUGUUAAUGGGCUCGGCCCUUUACUUCGACUCCCUGUGAAUUUAUUUAUUAGUAUAGUCCGUAGUAUCUUAGAAACAUAAUCACGUGUGUGAACAGUGACAAAAGUGACAAAAGCGCCGACGUAUUCAGUGAGUGCAUUACAAGUGAUUCAUCCCAAUUAGACACCAUGGCAUCCGCAGCGAGGAAGAAGAAGACAGCCAAAAUCGCCGGAAAGGCGACUGACCCACUCCAGGUGUUCGAUUUCGCCAUAGGGGAGGGGAAGAGUGACCUGAGCGGCUCAGAAGAGGACCUUAAGGAAGAGGAGACCCCGAUAGUGGAGAAAGGAAAGAAAAGAUGUGCAUCGGCGGAGGACGACAUGCAGCUGGCUGUGGGGAAUGAGGUCCAGACUAUGCUGGAGCGGUUUGGAGAGGACAUCAGCAAGGCCAUUCAGGCUAAGAAGAAGCGUCUGGAGGCUUUCACCAGAACAUCUCUGAAAGGCAGCACCCAGAAACUGGAGCAGCUUUGGAAAGCACAGCAGGAACAGAGGCAGAAGCUGACCCAGGACCACUGCCAGCAGGUGGCUUCUCUGCUGCAACUGUGGGAGAAUGAUGCACAGAGAUCUAAAGAACAGGAAGACAAGCUGGAUAAUUUGUUCAGACAGCAGCAAAAGAUAAUUCAGCAGGCAAGGGUCAUUCAGAGUCAGAAGCUUAAGAGCAUCAAACAUCUGUAUGAACAGUUUUUGCAGCACAUGGACGACAUGGAGAAGAGCCAUCAGACAUUCCUGAUGGAUGCGCAGGCAGAGCUGAAGAAUGAAAUGCGUAUGCUGCAGAAGAAGAUUUUGAUGGACACACAAAAACAAGAGAUGGCAACUGUACGUAAAUCUCUCCAGUCAAUGAUAUUUUGAAGAAUCACAACUGUGCAGGUGACCUGGGUCGUUUUGACUUUUCAGCGGCAAUAGUCUUUGAGGCCUCUUGUAAUUUCAGAGAAAAUAUGUAAAAUUUUACAAAGUUUGACUCAUAGAUUUGAUUGUUGAUUGCGUCAAACAAAUUGGUACACAAAAUGUUUUGUGUGCAAUUAAGGUUUUAUUGAAUAAAUUUCAAGAGUAAAUAA
Messenger RNA from Brienomyrus brachyistius, 1149 nucleotides. RefSeq names its product synaptonemal complex protein 3 (gene sycp3). Gene Ontology annotation, biological process: spermatid development; meiotic cell cycle. Gene Ontology annotation, cellular component: synaptonemal complex. Bases 227 to 943 code for a protein of 238 amino acids. NCBI's taxonomy places the organism in Eukaryota, Metazoa, Chordata, Actinopteri, Osteoglossiformes, Mormyridae. The transcript is spliced from 9 exons. The record is from RefSeq and is a predicted model, not a curated record.